Molecule: messenger RNA, 1221 nt
Organism: Leguminivora glycinivorella
Lineage: Eukaryota; Metazoa; Arthropoda; Insecta; Lepidoptera; Tortricidae
Exons: 4
Coding region: 586-1221 (211 amino acids)
Biological process (GO): endosome organization; endosomal transport
Cellular component (GO): endosome; WASH complex
Source: RefSeq, a predicted model, not a curated record
UUCGUCUACAAGUUCUAAAAUUCUGAUAACUAUAAAUUUCUCCUAAUUUAUGGCUAAUUAGCUAUUUUGUUAGUGGUAUUGGUCAAUAGACGUGCAUUGUAUUUAGAGUGCAGUUCAGAAUAAGUGUAAAUUAUCGUCUAGCGAAUUUUGAGUUGGGGGCGGAUUGGAUUAGUUUUUCCGAUAUCAACAGUUUAACAAAAAAUGCUGUAAUAAUUUAGAAUUGAAAGGAAAAUAUUUCCCUUUUAUAAAAAUGCGUACCGACGUCGAGAAAGAGGCAGGCUCAACGCUCCUGAAAAAAUAUGGCCAGUUCUUCAAGCAGCAAUAUCAUGAUUGUAUAUCACUUUCUAACAAUGAGUAUUGGGAUGAAAAUAAAACAUUUUUACCAGUUCAAGUGGUCAUGGAGUCGUGUGAACUCAUUCCUAUCACAGAAUUGGUUUCUUCAGACAACACUUUAAUGACAAAAGUACUCAGUGUCCUUUCUUCACUUUGUAUUGAAGUGAUGACCUUAAAACGGGAGGCACAUGAAAGACACUUUAUUUUCUGGCUGCUUAUGAUGAAUACAACAAAAGUGAUACCAGUUCACAAAUGGAAGCAAUAUGCCAACUAAGUGCCUUCAUAAGCCGCUGUGAAGACACAUUGAAGAAUCUCUGCACACAGACUUUUGCCUUAUUUGCUGAAAACAUCAUAAACUUGUCAAAGAUCCAGCUCCACUACAUAAUAAAUCACAUAGGAGAGAUGUUCACUAUUGUAGUUCUAUUAGAGCUCUUGAUCUCCAGCUCAUCUCUCACCAGAAACUGGCGCAAUUACUGCAAAAGGCUAAAAACCUUGCAGCAGAAUGCAGAAACUGUGGACCUGCCCGAUGAUAAAUUUGUUGCAGUACUGGGAGCCAUUGAUAACAUAACAGCUAAAGUUAUGAAUGAUGAUAUUGUGCUGAACUCCCUUAAUAGCCUGCUUGGCCUAAGAAAAACCCUGAUUGACCGGAAUUGCUCAAUGAUUGCUGAUCAAUUCAGUCAUUAUUUGAGACUUGCCAUAGCCAGCCUUGACAAGCUAGUGCAAGACAAACCUAAUGUCAGCAGUAUGAAUAAGUGUAUAAAAAUUAAUGCACUUUUUGUAUUGAAUUCACACUUGUUUGGAAAUAAUGACAAGAAAAAUUUCAAGGCUCUUAUUGAAUUGAACACUAAGGCACAUAGUGUACCUAUUGUAGGAACUGCAGAUGACUAA